Molecule: messenger RNA, 3776 nt
Organism: Didymodactylos carnosus
Lineage: Eukaryota; Metazoa; Rotifera; Eurotatoria; Philodinida; Philodinidae
Source: the annotation of a GenBank genome assembly
CCGUAUGGACUCAAAUUUUUGAGUCCAGUCCAGUCCAUGGACUAAAAAAGUCUAGUCCAGUCCAGUCCGAGUCCAUGAAAUCCAAAAAAUCUGAGUCCAGUCCAGUCCACAUGGACUGGACUGGACUGGGCUAUGGACUCAGUCCAGUCCAUACGGAGCUCUGUGAUGUACAUUAAAUGCGGAUUCUAUAGCAGAAAGAGCGAUCCUUAGUUCGUCACCCUCGCUCUUCUACGUAUGCUUUAAUCAUGAGUACUCGUUCUCAACGAAUUUCCAGAACCAUACGAUAGUUAAGCUUCAUACUUUGGCUAGAUAAUCUACAGACACUGUAGAGUCUUUGAUGGGAAUUUGAGGUCAAAAUGAUGCUCCUAGAUUGAGUUAUGAAUUUUUUUCGCAAAGAACGCCGAAUUUUCAACAAAAAAAACGAUCCUCGCUCGUAAAAUAGCUGUAUUUCACUGGCCGUUAACAGCUAACUCACGAAAUUCAUACCAUAGAUAGGAUAGAGUCGUGGCUACAUUUGAGUAAAAAGAAAACGUUUUCAUCUAAGUGUACGACCCGAUUCCUAGAAAUAACUAAAGUGUUCUGGGGAUUCUUCCACCUUCAAAUCUUUUUGGUGUUAGUUUGUGGUUUACGACUAGCGUCGAGAAGAGCGGAGCACGGCAUAACUCGCACAGUCAAAUGUAUCUUUAUUAGAAAGUAGACAUCUGUUAUUGUGUUGGUAAACUAUCAUUUGUAGCAGUGAAGUGGAAUGUCCAUGACAGAACAGAUGAGAAAUGACGCUUCUAAAACAUGAAUGACGCAUUUUGAUGACCGACAUUAAUUUCACCUAUUUGGUAAUUUCAACUGUAGUAAUUUCACCUAUAGAUGAAAUUACCUGUAGGUGAAAUCAAUGUCGGUCGCGUUAAUUUACAUAUAUAUCAAUGAAAUACUUUAUAUUUUUACAUUUUAGCAUUAUAUUACCUGUUCUCAUUUUUUUUGUCGUUUUAAUAAGAACAACUUCGUUUUGUGACUUUUCUGUAUUCUCAGUGUGCGCCCAAAGGUAUGUUCAUCAGUAAAUAUAUUCAUAAAGAUCUUUGUUUCUCUUGGUACGAAUCAGACAUUUUUCAUCUACCUAGGUCAAAGAAUCUUGCUGUAGGAUCAUAUAAGAUUCUUGUACGAUUCCGUCUGAUUUCGUAAGAUUCGUAUAAGAAUAUGUAACAUUCUGUAAGAAACAUCGAAACUAAUUCCUGAUAUAAGAUCCUAUAGUAAGAUUUCAUCAGAUUUCGUAAAAUUCUUGUAUGAUUUUAUAAGAUGAAUCCAUUUCUAUGAUUCCAUAACAUCUUAUAAGAUCGUGUAAGAUCUUGAUCUGAUUUUUUGACCUGGGUAAGCAUACAUAAUUUCUAUUCAGAAGAUACUAUUAGGCCUUUUUCUAUUCAGUGGGUUUGAUUGCACCAAUUUUUCAUGUUCUACUGCCUUUCAAUUAUUGAACAAUUCAAGAACAAUCUUUACAGUGUGCAAAUAUGCAGAUAAGAGAGAGGAAUUAAAACUCCAGUCUUGAAUUUUACUGUCAACGAUAUUUUUCGCAUGUCGAACAAUUCAGAUGUAUCAUGCGCUGAAAAAUGUUAACGAGAUGUAUAUGACUCAAUCGUUUCUACCGUCUAAAGCUCUGUACUAACAACGAAUGGAAAAAAAGUUCGAAGUGCCCAGGUCAAAGAAUCGUACUAUGAUCGUAUCUGAAUCAGACAAAAUCGUACCAAAUCGUAUGAAAAUCAUAUAUGAAUCGUGGUAUCUGAUUUGUCCUCUGGAUCGUAUAAUAGGAUCGUACAAGAUCAUAUACGAUCAUACAACUUCGUAUGAAAUCGUACAGUACGGGCCAGACGACAAAUCAGGUACCACGAUUCGUAUGUAGAUCGUACAUAAUCGUAUAUGAUUUCGUACGAUUCGUAUACGAUCUUGUACGAUCAGAUAGUACGAUUCGUAUACGAUCUUGUACGAUCAGAUAGUACGAUUCAAUCACCUGGGUGAAUAAGUCAGACGCUUGAAACGACUUAUUUAUUAUUACACUUUAUACAACUGAAUUUUUUAUAGUGUAUUGGUAUAUUUCUUCUGUUAAUUGAAGACUGACAGUCUUCAAUUAGCUUAAAACGCAUGCAGUUACUCAGAAAAAACUUUUACUCAAAAAAUGCGUUACAUUACUGAAAAGAAAAUGUUAGUUACUCAGUAGACUCUCCACCCCGCACCAAAACUUCUAUCGAAAACGCUGUCGCCCGGUCCCGUGACUUUAGGAACUUAUGUCUGCGAACGACCUUCCAUGCAGUGUUUUUAAUAGGAAUUUUAAGCAAAAUGGGUUUUCACAGUUUACCACUGCAUUUUUCAUGUUUUCCCUGCUAAAAACAAGGUGAAAAUCGAGUUUUCAAAGUGGAAACCCAUUUUGUUCAAGCGAGACCCAUCGACUAACUUCUAGCGACAUCUAUCCACGAACUAGAAAAAAAUCUUUUUUCUCCCUACAUCAGUAGAUAUUUUCGCCAUCUUUCUGAAAAUUUUCUUUCUCUUGGUUAAAAAAAAUUUUCUAUUCUGCUCUCUUAUAAUUGGCUUAUCUAUGGCUUAUCUGACGGUUAUUUUUCCGUAUUUUGCGCACAGAUAUAGUCAGUGUUUCUAACAUUACGCGUACGCCUUUGUUCCAAAGCGUACGGUACGCGAACUAAAUUGAAAACACGCUUUGUAUUAACCAAUAGAAAAAGACAGAACGAUAAAAUCCACGAAUUACCACGCUUAUGUACGCGCUGCUCAAAAUUCUCAUUAGAAACCCUGGAUAUAAUAACGAUUUUGUAAGACUCGAGAGUAACGUAAAGUCAAGGGGAAAAAUUUUCGUGCUAUUUAUUGUUGAGUGCAACUGCAAAACUGGGCGAAAACUUGAGCUUCCUAAAACGACGUCGCAAAUCAGAGUGGCAACGGAAACAACUCAUGAGAUUUUUUUGCGUUUGGAACAGCGUCUGUAGAGAUUGUAGAUCACAUCAAACUUUUAGCGACAUAUUUCCGAUAGAAUGAUGAUAUUUAACGUGGAUACGACAAUAUUCUAUUUUCAAUCAUUCUCUUCUAGAUCAAAUGGCAACCAAUAGUCGAGGAGUAUAUCAUCAAAAGAUAUAUUUUUUAUUUUUCAUUCUUUUGUUUAAUCUAUUCUAUUUCAGAGAUAUGGACAACCACGAGAUAAAACUAUUCAAUUAUCUAAAGCCUUAUCAUGGUUACUACGUCAUGCCGUAGAAGAACAAGGUUUAACAUUUCAACCGGGUGGCUAUGUUUACGUGUCGGAUGUUUUAAAACAUCCAUCAUUUCAAUCUUAUACAUUAGAUGAUGUCCAUAAAUGUGUUGAAACAAAUGAAAAAAAACGUUUUGGAUUAAAGACAGAUGAACAAGGACAAGAAAUGAUUCGAGCACAUCAGGGACAUAGUAUAGAUGCUCACGUUGAUUUAAGAGAAAUAACGGAUCCUCAUGAAUUUCCUACAGUUGUACAUGGAACAUAUUUAAGACAUUGGCCAAACAUUGGUCAAGGGGGUCUAUCAAAAAUGAAUCGAACGCAUAUCCAUUUUGCUCCGGGUAUGCCAAGAGACUCAGGUGUUAUUAGUGGUAUGCGUUCAAGUGCACAAGUGUUUAUUACAAUCGAUAUGGAAAAGGCCAUGAACGAUGGCUAUAAAUUUUAUGUAUCAACCAAUAAUGUUAUAUUGUGUCCGGGAAAUUCUCAAGGAUAUUUACCAUCUGAGUAUUUUAAAAGUACCAUAGAUAAAAAUGGUAAACUUGUGUGA